UUUGGCUCUGAGUGUUGCCUAAGUUUGCACGGGAAUAUACGCUGCAGUCUGGAGCCGGAAUGACCCUGCUUAAAAGAGAGUCAUGAAAUAAAACUGAGGGAGGAGCCUCUGACCUAUGUGGCGAACCACAGCAGCAGUGACUGAAUUGACAGGAUUGGAAGACAGAACGAGAGAGGGGGUUUAAGACAAAAAAAACCCUUAGAGCAACGACAAAGUGAAAAAGAAAAGAGAGAUCCAUUUUGCACACCUGAACAUGAGGAAAUAACGUGUGUUGGAGAAAAAUGCUAAAAUAACAUAAAUUAACAAGCUACAGAAACUUCCUGAAGCGGACAUGUAAAAAACUGCAUUUAUUUUCAGUAAUGAUAAUUAAAUAAUUUAAUACAUAGAUACAUAGCUAGAGGAGAAGAGAGAGAGUCAGCUGCCCUGUGAAAGCGACGUAGACGCAGGCGUGAGAGAGGCGGGGUGUGUAUUUGAAAACGUUUGGAAAUCGCCCUAUUUGUCGCCUGGAAGCUGAGGAUUUGGGAUUUUGACCUGGAGGUAUACGGCGAGCGAGAGGGGAGAAGGUGGGGCCGUGGAACGAGAAACUGACUAAAUACAAAUUCAUCACCCGGCGCUGGCCGGCUGUGAUCGACAUCAGGGAGAGAUCCAGAAGGAGCAGCAGAAGCCGUCAGGAUUUAUCACUACAGUUUUAUCAAUUACUACUGGAAUUUGGAGCGUACCGGAGAGGGCGUUGUGAGAUUUUUUUUUUUUUUUGAAGAAAUUUGUUAUACAUGUAUAUAUGCAUAUAUUUUGCUCAAGAAGAAACAUACAGCCACACAAGUGUGCAACCGCCGAUUGCAUUUUUCUAAUUUGACAGCGAUCUGUCGUUUUGGGUGGGUGAUCAAUUCUAGGGAUUAUUCUCCCGUUCUUUUUGGACCAUGGCCGACGACGACGUGCUGUUUGAAGAUGUAUACGAGCUCUGUGAAGUGAUUGGAAAGGGACCAUUUAGUGUUGUACGACGAUGUAUCAACAGAGAAACUGGACAGCAGUUUGCUGUAAAAAUAGUGGAUGUUGCUAAAUUUACUUCAAGUCCUGGUUUAAGCACAGAAGAUUUGAAGAGAGAAGCAAGCAUUUGUCAUAUGCUUAAGCAUCCACAUAUUGUUGAGCUACUGGAAACCUAUAGUUCAGAUGGGAUGCUCUAUAUGGUCUUCGAAUUUAUGGAUGGAGCAGAUCUGUGCUUUGAAAUUGUGAAAAGAGCUGAUGCUGGCUUUGUGUACAGUGAAGCUGUUGCUAGUCACUACAUGCGGCAGAUACUGGAGGCAUUACGCUAUUGCCAUGACAACAAUGUCAUUCAUAGAGAUGUGAAGCCCCACUGUGUUUUGCUUGCAUCAAAAGAAAAUUCAGCCCCUGUUAAACUGGGUGGUUUUGGAGUGGCCAUACAACUUGGAGAGUCUGGAUUAGUUGCUGGAGGGCGAGUAGGUACGCCUCAUUUUAUGGCUCCUGAAGUGGUAAAGAGAGAGCCGUAUGGGAAGCCAGUGGACGUCUGGGGUUGCGGUGUCAUUCUUUUUAUUUUGCUUAGUGGUUGCCUACCAUUUUAUGGCACGAAGGAAAGGUUAUUUGAGGCAAUCAUCAAAGGAAAAUACAAGAUGAACCCAAGACAAUGGAGUCACAUAUCUGAAAGUGCUAAAGAUCUGGUACGUCGCAUGCUAAUGUUGGACCCUGCAGAAAGAAUAACAGUAUAUGAGGCCCUCAACCAUCCCUGGCUCAAGGAGAGGGACCGAUAUGCCUAUAAAAUCCAUCUUCCUGAAACAGUGGAACAACUGAGAAAAUUUAAUGCCAGAAGGAAAUUAAAGGGUGCAGUACUAGCAGCAGUUUCAAGUCACAAGUUUAACUCAUUCUAUGGCGAUCCUCCUGAAGAGCUGCCAGAUUUCUCUGAAGACCCUACUUCCUCAGGACUACUAGCUGCAGAAAGGGCUGUUUCACAGGUGCUAGACAGCCUAGAAGAGAUCCAUGCUCUGACAGACUGUAGCGAGAAGGACCUGGACUUUCUGCAUAGUGUCUUCCAGGAUCAGCACCUCCACACUCUACUUGAUUUGUAUGACAAGAUCAAUACAAAAUCAUCACCACAGAUCAGGAAUCCUCCUAGUGAUGCAGUGCAGAGAGCCAAAGAGGUACUGGAAGAGAUUUCCUGUUACCCUGAGAACACGGAUGCUAAAGAAUUAAAAAGGAUCCUUACACAGCCUCAUUUUAUGGCCUUACUGCAAACCCAUGACGUGGUGGCUCAUGAGGUUUAUAGUGAUGAAGCAUUGAGAGUUACACCACCACCCACUUCCCCUUACUUAAACGGAGACUCCCCAGAAAGUGCCAAUGGUGACAUGGACAUGGAAAAUGUCACCCGAGUUCGUCUUGUACAGUUCCAGAAGAAUACAGAUGAGCCCAUGGGAAUCACUCUUAAAAUGAAUGAGCUAAACCAUUGUAUUGUAGCAAGAAUUAUGCAUGGUGGAAUGAUUCACAGGCAAGGAACUCUACAUGUUGGUGAUGAAAUUAGAGAAAUAAAUGGAAUCAGUGUAGCCAACCAAACUGUGGAACAACUGCAAAAGAUGCUUAGAGAAAUGAGGGGAAGUAUCACAUUUAAGAUUGUGCCAAGCUAUCGCACUCAGUCUUCAUCUUGUGAGAACCUCCCUGUCUUUAAAAAUGUCUCCUCUGGCAUAUCUAGAGAGUCCCCAUCCACUUCCAGACAGUCCCCAGCUAAUGGGCAUACCAGCAUUAACAGUUCAGUUUUGGACUUGCCAGCAACUACUCAGCCAAAAGGACGACAGAUCUAUGUACGGGCACAGUUUGAGUAUGAUCCAGCCAAGGAUGACCUCAUUCCUUGUAAAGAAGCAGGCAUCAAGUUCCGGGUCGGUGACAUCAUACAGAUUAUCAGCAAAGAUGAUCACAACUGGUGGCAAGGCAAACUGGAAAAUGCCAAAAAUGGAACAGCGGGUCUUAUCCCAUCUCCAGAACUCCAGGAAUGGCGUGUUGCAUGCAUAGCCAUGGAGAAAACAAAACAGGAGCAGCAGGCGAGCUGUACAUGGUUUGGCAAGAAGAAAAAACAGUACAAAGAUAAAUAUUUAGCAAAGCACAAUGCAGUAUUCGACCAAUUAGACCUCGUCACAUAUGAAGAAGUAGUGAAACUGCCUGCCUUCAAAAGGAAAACUCUUGUCUUAUUAGGUGCUCACGGUGUUGGUAGAAGACACAUUAAGAACACACUCAUCACAAAACAUCCAGACAGAUUUGCAUACCCAAUUCCUCACACAACAAGACCUCCAAAGAAAGAUGAAGAAAAUGGGAAAAACUACUACUUUGUAUCACAUGAUCAGAUGAUGCAGGACAUCUCAAAUAAUGAUUACUUGGAAUAUGGUAGUCAUGAAGAUGCCAUGUAUGGCACAAGACUAGAAACAAUACGCAAGAUUCAUGAACAGGGACUUAUAGCAAUUUUGGAUGUUGAACCCCAGGCCCUGAAAGUUCUCAGAACAGCUGAAUUUGCCCCUUACGUAGUUUUCAUCGCUGCUCCCACCAUAACUCCUGGCAUUAAUGAGGAUGAAUCCCUUCAAAGGCUGCAGAAGGAAUCGGAAAUUUUGCAGAAAACAUAUGCACACUACUUUGACCUUACCAUCAUCAAUAAUGAGAUUGAUGAGACCAUCAGACACCUGGAAGAGGCGAUUGACGUUGUGUGCACCACUCAACAAUGGGUGCCUGUUUCCUGGGUCUAUUGAGACCCCCCCUUCAAAAGCAUCUUUGUGGAACUUCAUCAUUCCCUGCAAAAUAAAGCAGAAGACAUACACCUCAAACAGUGAAAAACCUCGUUGUAAAUGACCUGACGUCAAUCAGUCUCGGCCCCUACAGACUACCUAGAUGUAGUAUAGCAUACAAUUUUUAAAUAUUGUCAUGUCCUUAUAGAUAGGAGGCAACAUUUUAUAGAGAAUUUUUAAAGAGACAGUAUCCAAAUGUCCAGUACAAACUUUAAAUUAUAAGAGAAAACAACCUAUGGGCGUCUGUGAUAUUUCUGUAAUAUAAGAUGGAAUAACCCUUAAAGCCCCUCCCUCUGCCUUUGAGACAGACGUUCCCCACUGUGGCGUCCCCCCCUCCAUCAUCGGAGUCCCAAAGCCAGUGCAGGCCCCCUUUUGUGAUGCUGUCUCCUUAAAAACCACCUACAGUAAAUGUUUUAGAGAUUUGAAUGAGGUCUCAUGCAUGUGGACAGUCGCAAGCUCUCAUGCUGUUGGUGUUCUCAGUGUCAGACUGCUGUGAUCUACAGCGGAGUACAUUCCAUUAGGUUGGAAAUCGAGGCGCACCCAAGGGAACAAAAUCUUUAUGGAAAUAAAUUGUAACCUAUGCACAUCCCUUGCAUUUUGGGCAAAUUUAUAAAACAACUGAUUUUUAUUAAUCAUGUAGUGAGAUGUGUUUGUAAAUUGUCUCAACUUUAAUUUGUUGUAUGUAAGGGGAAAGAAAAAAAAGAAAAAACAAACUCUGCCAGGUUCACCAUUUCAGAAGUGUGUCGUUUGAGAGUAUUAAUGUUUUAAUUAAGCUUAAUCAAAAGAAGAAAAAAUGAUGAUUUUUAUUCUGUAUGUAAUUGUUUUAAAGGGGGGCACAUUUUGCAAGUAAAUACUGUGCAGAAGAAGAAGAUCCAGUUUGUGUGUCCAAUUCGAAAAGCUGUGUAUAUCACAAACUGUUUACUUCACAAUUGCCCUGUGUAAAUUCCUCUGAAAAUGAGAAGCAGCUCUACAGUUUUUUUAAAUAUAUUUCCUUUUAUGUGUUCAACAAGUAAAA
Polypterus senegalus (gray bichir) is the source of this 4788-nucleotide messenger RNA. It is a transcript of the gene caska, whose product is annotated as calcium/calmodulin-dependent serine protein kinase a. The record is from RefSeq and is a predicted model, not a curated record. Lineage: Eukaryota; Metazoa; Chordata; Cladistia; Polypteriformes; Polypteridae. Gene Ontology annotation, cellular component: plasma membrane; cell-cell junction; basolateral plasma membrane. The coding region runs from base 918 to 3737 and encodes 939 amino acids. Gene Ontology annotation, biological process: protein phosphorylation; regulation of neurotransmitter secretion. The transcript is spliced from 28 exons. Gene Ontology annotation, molecular function: signaling receptor binding; protein kinase activity; ATP binding.